Cryptococcus deneoformans JEC21 is the source of this 1535-nucleotide messenger RNA. Its product is annotated as ras-related protein ypt1, putative. NCBI's taxonomy places the organism in Eukaryota, Fungi, Basidiomycota, Tremellomycetes, Tremellales, Cryptococcaceae. Bases 109 to 726 code for a protein of 205 amino acids. Gene Ontology annotation, molecular function: GTPase activity; GTP binding. The transcript is spliced from 9 exons. The record is from RefSeq and is a predicted model, not a curated record.
CUCAGUAACAAUUCAACCUUCGUUAUUGUAUCCCCUACGUUCAAUUAGUCAGCUAUCCACACGCCCCUUUAUUCACUACAGUUAAUCACCAAGUAACGCAACGCCAUAAUGUCUGCCCCAGAAUACGACUACCUUUUCAAGCUCCUUCUUAUCGGUGACUCUGGUGUCGGAAAGUCCUGUCUGUUGCUCCGUUUCGCGGACGACACCUACACAGAGUCUUAUAUUUCCACUAUCGGCGUUGACUUCAAGAUCCGAACCAUUGAGCUCGAAGGCAAGACCGUCAAGCUCCAAAUUUGGGACACUGCCGGACAAGAGCGAUUCAGGACCAUCACCUCUUCUUACUACCGAGGUGCUCACGGUAUCAUAGUAGUCUACGACGUCACUGACCGGGACACCUACACCAACGUUAAGCAAUGGUUGCAAGAAAUCGACCGAUACGCUGUUGAGGGUGUCAACAAGCUCUUGGUUGGUAAUAAGUCUGAUUUGGCGACUAAAAAGGUUGUGGAGUAUGCCGAAGCCAAGUCUUUCGCCGACGAGCUUGGUAUUCCCUUCCUCGAAACUUCCGCCAAGAACGCUACCAACGUCGAACAAGCUUUCUUGACCAUGUCUAAGCAGAUUAAGGACCGAAUGGGAUCAUCUACUAUGGCUUCUGGACCUGGUGCCAAGUCCACCAUCAAAGGUCUUGGACAGAACGUGGAGCAGAAGACCGCUGGUGGAUGCUGCUAAACGCUCAUCUCAUAGGCGAACGUGUGUGCGUAUGCGACAUGGAGUUGAAGUAGAUCCGGUGGCGGAAGGUGCAGGGACGGACAAGGAAGUGAUGGUCGAGCAAUGGGUGCGGAGGAUGCUGAGAGGCCCACUGUUCUUUUCGAUUAGCUUUUGCCUUUUGUAGACGUCUUACGCUUGGUUUCUGAAAUCUCAUCUGAUUGUGCUUUGUGAUGUUUAUCUGCAUGAGUUUAACCUAUUAUGUUUCAAGGAUUGUGUCGAAUGGUUCGAGAUUUGUCGAACAUGGGCGACUACUCGUUGAACGAACUUAGUGGACUGUGCGAUCUUUCGGCUGGCAGAAGCUUUCCCAUGGCUUACACUGUAUGAUAAAGCGUCAUUAAGGACAACGUCAGAUACCAGCAGGUGUUUUACAUCUCAUCAUUGUCUCAGCUCGAUCUACGAUCUAAUAUCUAACAUCCCGCUAUUACUUUUGGUCCGCUAAUAAUAUAAUCCAGAAGCAAGCAGCAAGGCUGAAAGCUAAAAUUAUAUGACACCUAACCUCUAGCACGUCUCAUCUGUAAUCUGUCGUCUAUUGCGAUCAUGUCGCCGGUUCAGCAUCAAUCAAUACUACGCCCCGGUGCGUCAUCCAUCCUUUGAGGCAUCCUUCUUCCUUCUCGUUACCUGAGGGACCCGGAUAACCUCCAUCAGCAAUCCGAGACAAAUUACCUAGCACUAAUCAGGGCGCGCGUUGACCAUCGGCGACAUACCUUUCCUCCACCCUGGUUUCUCUGCUAAUGACGAUUAGUACUUUUUGAUUGUUAAUAUAUGACAAU